UUUUCCUCUUCCUCCGCUCCGUCACUGUGAGCUGAGGUAUCUGAGGUAUCUGAGGUAGGCGGCUCCGGGUGAGACCGGAGGCGAGGAACGUGUCCUUACAUGGGAGGAGAAAGAGAGCAGGUAGACUCACCUGAAAGAGGAGGAAGCAUUAAUAAGCGGAGCUGCUGAGAGGGAAGACAUAUCCAAAACAACCGAUCACUCAUACAGUCUUCUGUGGGGGAGAUUAAGAUUUCUACUGCUGCUAAUUAACAACCAGUCAACCAGCCAUGGAGACACAGAUAGCAAAACAAAGUCCCAACAACAACCAUGGCCAGCUGAUCUACGUUCCUCACAAGGACACAAUCCGUCUGCUGGAGGUUUACGUGAAGCGCAGCCUCAGCCUAAAUGACGGGACACUCGGGACUCUGAGGAGGGGGAGGAAAGAAAAAUGGGUGACGAUGCCAAGAAGGCAAAGACGACAUUCAAGUGACCCUUCUCUUCACUUGGCAGGAUUGAAAGAUGCUGAGGAAAUUGUUGGGUUUUCUGGGGUUGAUACUCCAUCAUCUCAGACUGAGACAUCACAUGAAGAUCAAGAGAAAUCCAACAAAAAGUCCAAGAAGAACAAGAAGCCUUCAUUCUGGAAGAAUUUGUUUGGUAUUUUCUCUCGGAAGAAUGCCGACGAGGAAGAGCAGGACGGUCUGCCGGAUAUCCCUGAGAUCUCCCAAGCAGACAAUAAUUCUGAUGUCAUGAGCACCUGCCUCCCCAUGACUCCAGCACCAGUACAAAGAAGAAAAAGCACGAGGAGAAAAUCUAAAUCAAUGAAAAGAAGAUUCUCCAUGAGGCGACUAUCACAGACAAUUAACAAACCUGGGAGGGAUGUGAUCCCUGCUGAAAUCUCCCGAGUUCAAGAUGCCGUCAGCGUGGAGCCGACAUACUCUUACUACGAGAAGUUUUCAGAGGAACUGGAGAAAAUUGUGCACGAGGUGAAAGAGAAAGAAGAAGCUAAAACGUUUUCUGAUGAGGAUGUCAUCAACAGGAUCAUUGCUCUCACAAAGCAGCAGGGUGACGCAAUCGACGACAAGAUGAAGGAUAAUCCCACGCUGAGCAACUUCUUCAAGGGGAUGACGUACUCCUCCUUCCAGAAGCUGGCUGACGACUUUUUGGAGGGAGAAGCUUCGCCAACACGCAAUCCUCCCACUGUGCUACCAACAGCCCCUGAACUGGUCAAACUGGCCUUUACACUCGACUUCACGGCCAGGAUAGCCGGACUCUCUAGACAAAACGUGUGUCACAUUACAGGCUUAGGGAACCGUUACCUUCAGGACCGAUUCGAAUACCAACAGGCAUGUACAGAUCAUCCAUGGUCGGACAGCGAUGACUGAGAGACAGACGUGCAGAAUCUAAACCAAUACUGCAAAAGUAAAAAACCCAGCACCACAGUCGGCUUCAGGAUGUGUUGCAAGCCUGACUUUCCCAUUUCUUCAACAAGAAAGUGGGCCAAGGAACAAGACUUUCGGCUGGGACACAAUAAAUCGUUGAUAUUUGACUUUCACUGUUCUGUGAUAGAACCCUUGUUUAAGUCCGCAGCCUAGGGAUGUUUGCUGAAGAACCAGCUGAAUGCCUCAAGUAGAACUGGGUGUGUGCUCUGUUAAGUGUUGACUGACUGCAUUCACACGGAUGAUGAACUUUGCAAGAAGGCACACACUCAAAAGAUGUGGCAACGAUAAAGAAUCAAAAGUAGUUGAUUAUGCAUGUGACACUACAAAUGUGAUGCUCCUUUUUUUUUUUUUUUUUUUUUACAAUUCCACCGCUGAAUUCAGUUUCUUCUGUGCAGGGAUUUGUAAUAAUGCAAAAGAGCAAACUGACUGCAUUUGAUGUAUAUAAGCUACUCACCUCUGUGCAAUAUGUUUUGUAUAUGUUUAGGAUUUUAGAAUAAGCAAAAAGCUUCUAUCAAAGAAGCUUAGCUGAACUGUGACAUGAUUCUUAAUAUGAAUGCAGGCA
This is a messenger RNA of Notolabrus celidotus (New Zealand spotty), 1980 nucleotides long. RefSeq lists its product as uncharacterized. The transcript has 6 exons. Lineage: Eukaryota; Metazoa; Chordata; Actinopteri; Labriformes; Labridae. The record is from RefSeq and is a predicted model, not a curated record. The coding region runs from base 267 to 1361 and encodes 364 amino acids.